AUGCAACUAGGCAUCUUAGUUAUGGGGGCUAAGCAAAUAUUCGCACCACAAGCCCUAACAAGGCACGAAAUUUCGCGGCCAAAGAUCGCGGGCCCCUCUCACGAAGCGCAAAAUUUCGAUUGCGUGCCCCUCAUCCGUCCCGCGAAUCCCACGGCUCGACUCGACAGCUCGACGCAGACGACCACGACGAGCGCUCUGCGAACCCUUUAUCCCUGUCAACUGCCCAGCAUGGCUACCUACAAAGCCGCGCCCCCACGCGCGAUUGACGUCGACAGUGACGUCGAGGAGGAGUCCCUCGUCAACGACUACCGCGAGCAGGUCCAGUACGAGGACGGCGAGGAGCUCAGCCAGACCAACAGCGUCCCCCAGACCGACGACAUCCAGGCUCGCCUCGUCCAGGCGGCCCAACCCCUCGACUUUUCCGCGCCGCUCGAGGUCAAGUUCCAGAGCUACGACUCAUACUGCAGCUUGUUCCACUUCAUCCUCAAUUCGGACGGUCCCGUCGAUCUCGAGCCCCCUUCGUACUACUGGGCUUGGGACGUGAUUGACGAGUUCAUCUACCAGUUCAACACAUUUUCCUCGUACAGGCUGCGACUGGCCCGUCAGGCCAACAACGACGAGGAGCUCCAAAUCCUCAAGGAGAACCCCAACACCUGGGGUUGCUACAGCGUCCUCAACGUCCUGUACUCCUUGAUCCAACGGUCCCAGAUCACCGAGCAGCUGGCCGCCAUGAAGCGUAACGAGGAUCCCAUGGCCGUUGCUGGCGAGUACGGCUCCAAGAACCUGUACCGCAUGCUCGGCUACUUCUCCAUCAUUGGUCUCCUGCGCGUCCACUGCCUGAUGGGCGACUUCGGGCUGGCCCUCAAGACGCUCGACGACAUUGAGCUCAACAAAAAGGCCAUGUUUGCCCGCGUCAUGGCCGCCCACUUCACCACUUACUACUACGUCGGCUUCUCGUACAUGAUGAUGCACCGCUACGCCGAUGCCAUCCGCAUGUUCAGCCACAUCCUUAUUUACGUGUCGCGGACCAAGAACUUCCAGAAGAACGCGCAGUACGACUCCAUCACCAAGAAGAACGAGCAAAUGUACGCGCUCAUCGCCAUCUGCGUCGCCUUCCACCCCACCCGCCUGGACGAUACCAUCCACAGCGCUCUCCGCGAAAAGUACGGCGACCAGCUGCUCAAGCUGCAGCGCGGUGGCCCCGAGUCCCUCCCCAUCUUUGAAGAGCUUUUCCGCGCCGCCUGCCCCAAGUUCAUCUCCCCCGUCGUCCCCGACUUUGAGAACCCCGAGGCCAACCUGGACCCCGUCGAGCACCACCUCGCCGUCUUCAUGGACGAGGUCAAGACCAACAUGUGGAGCCCCACCAUCAAGUCGUACCUCCGUCUGUACACCACCAUGGACCUCCACAAGCUCGCCGGCUUCCUCGAGGUCACGCCCGACGAGCUCCGCUCGUGGCUCAUGGUCACCAAGCAGCGCACCAAGCAGCUGCGCUGGCAAGACCAGGGCCUGCUCGACGGCGAGCUCGUCAACGUCAGCGAUCUCGACUACGCUCUGCAGGGAGACCUCAUUCACAUUUCCGAGGCCAAGGUCGGCCACAUUCUACACGAGACCCUCGGAUGUAUACAUCCAACGCAGGCGGAUUCACCUCGUCAAAGGGUUAGGAGCCUGGAUCACAGUUCAGUGGAUGUGGGGGUCACAAGUCGACUGGGGCUGCAUGGCACUGGCGUCACGGAGUUGAGGCCUGAAUUUUCUGUCCUUUUUAAUAUUGCGAACCGGAGCAGGUGA
Molecule: messenger RNA, 1785 nt
Organism: Cordyceps militaris CM01
Lineage: Eukaryota; Fungi; Ascomycota; Sordariomycetes; Hypocreales; Cordycipitaceae
Product: eukaryotic translation initiation factor 3
Exons: 3
Coding region: 1-1785 (594 amino acids)
Biological process (GO): translational initiation
Cellular component (GO): cytoplasm; eukaryotic translation initiation factor 3 complex
Molecular function (GO): translation initiation factor activity
Source: RefSeq, a predicted model, not a curated record